Molecule: messenger RNA, 3309 nt
Organism: Mauremys reevesii (Reeves's turtle)
Lineage: Eukaryota; Metazoa; Chordata; Testudines; Geoemydidae
Gene: TIGD3
Product: tigger transposable element derived 3
Exons: 2
Coding region: 185-1627 (480 amino acids)
Cellular component (GO): nucleus
Molecular function (GO): DNA binding
Source: RefSeq, a predicted model, not a curated record
GAAAACUGAAGAUCCAGAAGGGGGGGAUCAGGAUCCGGAAACCUGAAGCCCUCACCCCCCCCCCCCGGCCGGGGAUGGCCCCUGAUGUAGCCCCCGGAGAGGCAGGGGACCAGGCUCUCUCCUAGGUAGAUAUUCCAGCCCCCAGUGCCUGGCACAUCCCUUCACCUCCCACUCCAGAGCCACCAUGGAGCUGAACGGGAAGAAGAAACUUCAUGCUCUUUCCUUGGCAGAGAAGAUCCAGGUGCUGGAGAUGCUGGAUGAAUCCAAGAUGUCCCAGUCAGAGGUGGCUCGUCGCUUCCAAGUCUCCCAGCCCCAGAUCUCCCGCAUCUGCAAAAACAAGGAGAAGCUGCUGGCUGACUGGUGCAGCGGGACGGCCAACCGGGAGCGGAAGCGCAAGCGGGAGUCCAAAUACAGCAGCAUCGACGAGGCCUUGUUGUGCUGGUUCCACAUCGCCCGCACCAAGAUGUGGGACGUCACGGGGCCCAUGCUGCUUCAGAAAGCCAAGGAGCUCGCGGACAUCAUGGGCCAGGAGUUUGUGCCUAGCAUCGGCUGGCUGGUGCGGUGGAAGCGUCGUAACAACGUCUGCUUUGGCCAGCGGCACCCGGCACGAGCGGUCCAUGCCCCGGAGCCCCCGUGCGACAAGGGCCCAGCGCCGGCUUCCCUCAGCUUGCCCCAGCUGCUGAAGGAUUUUGCCCCGGAGAACAUUUUUGGCUGUGGGGAGGUGGUGCUGCUGUAUAAGGCCAUGCCGGGCAGGGAGCGGGAGGGAAAGGAGCGGCUGUGCGUGGCGCUGUGCGUGAACGGGAGCGGCACAGAGAAGCGGAAGCCCGUGGUGGUCGGCAGGCGGUUGGCUCCGCGAUGUUUCUUUGGGGUCAACACGGAAGCUUUGCCAGUCCUUUACCGCAGCAGCGCUGAUGGUCAGCUGACACCGGAGCUCUUCUCAGAGUGGCUGACGGACUUUGACCGGGAGAUGGGCCAGCAGCACCGCAGUGUGGCGCUGGUGCUGGAUGCUGAGCGGCGCUUCCCUGAUCCGGAGCCUGCCAACAUCCGCCUGGUCUUCCUGCCCCCGCAGCCUCACCAUGACGAUGGCCCCUCACCUUGCCCUCUCCAUCCCGACAUCGUCCGGGAUUUCAAGUCCCGCUACAAGCGCAGGCUUCUGGGCAAAGUGUCCUCCAUCAGCAGCGAGACCGACAGCUCCCCUGCUUCCAUCGCUGCCUCCAUCACUGUGCUGGACGCCCUCCACAUGGUGGCGGCCGCUUGGGACAAAGUCCAGCCCUCCCUGGUGGAACGGUGCUUUGGGGAGGCCGGCUGCUCCAAGGGGAAGGGGUCCCUGGGGCCCCCCAGCCUUGCCCCCCCCAGGGGGAUGAGCCCAGAAGAUUUCUGGCGCUUUGUGGACAUGGAGACAGAGCUGGCCUGUCCCCCAGCCCUGCCUCCGGCCGGGGCCUAUAAGGAGGAGGAAGAGGAGGAGGGAGAGGGAGAGGACCUUUUUGGCAGCCUGCCCACCAAGGCUGAUGCCCUGAAGGCCCUGGGGACCCUGCGGCGCUGGUUCGAGUGCAAUGGCUCGGCCGAGGGGGUCUUCCAGCAGUUCUACAGCUGCGAGGAGGAGGUGGAGCGGCUGUGCUGCCAGUGAGCACCCAACUCCCCACACUACCCCUGGCGGCCUCCCAACGCUGGAGCAUGGAGGGGCUGGUGGCCCUGUAUCCCACCGACUCAGUGCUUAGAGAGCAGGAUUCCAGCCCAAUCGCCCAGUGCCUGAGUGCUGGGGGGCUGGCGUCAUGCCCCAGUCCCCCACUAGGGGGCACUAGAGGGACUGAAUUCAUGCCCCCAUUCUCUGCCAUGGCCUCUGAGAGCUGGUUCUGGGGGACAGGAAUUGGAGACCUGCCCUUUUCUUUCUUCUGGGUGCAUCUUUAUGGGCAUAUAAAGAUCUGGAAGAGCCCCCAUUACUAGUUACUGUUAUUACCACCACCCUCAGCAGGAUCCUCCGCCAAAAGUUUCCCACUGGCAAUUCUGGGGUGCACCCAUUUCAAGGAUGUCCUGCUAGUCACCCCCCCCCAAAAGGGGUCAGGCCUCUUCAGAAGUCAGAGUGAGGCUCCUGCCGUCCUAAUGGAAUCACAGUUACUGCAACACUCCCGAGUCGGGCUUAGAAACUUUUCCCCACAGAACUGCACUUCUGCACGAAAUAAAUCCAGGGAAGAAAGAAAGGGGGAGUUGAAUUUUGACAAUUUCCCUCCCAAUUGUUUGAGCGCUAGGGCAUUCAACAAAACCAACCCCCCUGAAAGCGAUAGCAACAACAGCCUGAGUGGGGAGAACAGCUCCCCGCAUUAAAUGAAUUUCCUUUCCAGGCACCUUAUUAUCCUUCAGCUUCCCAGGGAUCCAAGGAAAGGGAGGAAGAGAAGUGAUGUUCUAAUGUGAGGUAGUGCACCACCCCAGAGCCAGCAGCCUCUGAUCUUUGGAUGGGAAGAUUUAACUUCCAUGGCUGCAGAGGGGAACAGAAGUAUGGACUGGGGGUAGGGCACUGGCCUGGAAGUCAGGACUCCUGGAUCCUAUUUCUAGCUCUGGGAGGGGAGUGGUAUCUAGUGGUCAGAGCAGAGGAGGCUGGGACUCAGGAUUCCUGGGUUCUAUUCCCAGCUCUGAGUGGGGCGUGGUAUCUACACUGUAAAGUAAGCCCAGGGUUUGAACUCAGGCCUAACCCCCCUUCCGUCUACACACAAAUUGUACUAACCCAGGGUCAGAGGACCCCACAGGAGUAGAGGGUCCAAGCCUGAGUUAAGCUGGGACCCAGGGUUCAAGCCCUUUUGCUUUGCAGUGUAGAGGCAGCCCUACUGGACUCAAGCUCUGGGAGUCUGCCAACAGUCUCCCACAGUCCCAUGGGUCAACUUUCUUUGUCCUCUGGACAGGCAAGGUUUCCCACCCUGCACCAUGACCAAAGGGCUAGCGCAGCCACAUUUUGGGAGGGCACAAGGAAGUGUGGGACACGGUAGUUGGACUUGGUCCUGCAUAAUGCAGCAUAGAUGCUGGAGCCCUAGGUUGGGACCCAGGGUUCAACAAUUCCUAACCCGGGGUGACAAAGGAGUGUAGACGCUUAAGCCCUAGGUUAACAAACCCGGAUCUGCAACCUCCAGUUCCACUCACCCUGGACUUACAUUGCAAUGUAGACAGGCCCUGGGAGUCCUGACUUCUGGGCUCUAUUCCCAACUCUGCCUCUGACCUUGAGCAAGUCCCAAAUCCUCUCGGUGCCUCAGUUUCCUCUCCCAUCCUUUGUCUAUUUAGACUCAGCUCUUUGGGGGCAGGAACCAUCUCUCACUAGGUGUA